AUGCAAUUACAUGCAGAGUAUGUUGCAGUAGUGCAUUUAGCAGAUCAAAUCCACUUGUAAAUCCUUGUAAAUGUACUGGUUCUAUUAAAUAUAUUCAUCUUAACUGUUUAAAAAAAUGGUUAAAGUCUAAAUUCUAAACCAAAUAAAGUGAUCAUUGUAUCAUAUAUAUGUGGAAGAAUUUAGAAUGUGAAUUAUGUAAAUUUAAUUAUCCACCCAUUUUUAAAAGUGAUGAAGGUGUAUUUGAUUUAAUUGAAUUGAGUAAACCUACAGAAUAUCCAUAUAUUUUAAUGGAAAUUACUCAAAAAAGAUAUGAAGUAUUUAUAUUUUUGAUAAUCAUAUAGGAAAUGUAGGAAAAUAAUAUGAGUGAAGAUACUUAAUGGAAUUAAUGUAAUGGAGUUUAUAUCAUAUCUUUUGAUAAUAAUAGUGGUGAAAUGAAAAAUAUCAAAACUAAUGAGUUAAAAAUAGGAAGAGCUAAUGAAACUGAAAUUAGAGUAAAUGAUAUCUCAGUUAGUAGAAAUCAUGGAACACUUAAAUUAAUAGAUGGAUAAAUAUAUUUAACAGAUAAUAAAUCUAAAUUUGGAACAUUAAUUCUCAUUCAAUAAACUGUAAUUCCCUUAAUAACAGAGUUAAAUGGUAUAGAAAUGCAAGUAGGUCGAAGUGUAUUAUAAUUUACUCUUGGCAAUAAUAAUGGCAAUUAGUAAUCAUAAUAAUAAUAAUACUUAGAAUCUGAAAUUUUUGAGUAAUUUAAUUGUAAUAUUUUAGUAAAAUAAUUGGUAGAAACUUUGAAGAUGAAGAAUUGGAUUAUCUUCAAUGA
Messenger RNA from Paramecium pentaurelia, 814 nucleotides. NCBI's taxonomy places the organism in Eukaryota, Ciliophora, Oligohymenophorea, Peniculida, Parameciidae. The record is from the annotation of a GenBank genome assembly.